Messenger RNA from Ornithorhynchus anatinus (platypus), 1796 nucleotides. It is a transcript of the gene DPH2, whose product is annotated as diphthamide biosynthesis 2. The coding region runs from base 75 to 1529 and encodes 484 amino acids. Gene Ontology annotation, biological process: protein histidyl modification to diphthamide. Lineage: Eukaryota; Metazoa; Chordata; Mammalia; Monotremata; Ornithorhynchidae. The transcript has 7 exons. Gene Ontology annotation, molecular function: 2-(3-amino-3-carboxypropyl)histidine synthase activity. The record is from RefSeq and is a predicted model, not a curated record.
GGGAGCCGCCCACGUGGCCGCGGAGCGGGGGUCGCCGCCCGGCUUGGGGACCGUCUCUGGCGCCGGGCCGAGCCAUGGAGUCGGUGUUCAGCAGCCCCGGGGAGGCCGCGCUCAAGCGGGAAGCGGGGGCCGCGGGGGCCCUCACUCCCUCGGAGGAGCUGGACGAGGCCUACGAGCUGGAGCGGGUCAGCGGCUUCGUGCGGGACAACCGGUGUGAGCGGGUGGCGCUGCAGUUCCCCGAUGAGCUGCUGGGGGACGCCGGGGCCGUGGCCGCCAAGCUGGAGGACCUCACGGGAGCCAAGAUGUUCAUCCUCGGGGACACGCCGUACGGCAGCUGCUGUGUGGACGCGGUAGGGGCGGAGCAGGCGGGAGCCCAGGCCCUGGUCCACUUCGGUCCAGCCUGCCUCAGCACGCCCGCCCGCCCGCCGCCCGCGGCGUUCGUCUUCGGCCGCCGGCCGGUGGACCUGGAUCACUGCGCGGCCGCCUUCCGUGAGGCGCACGUGGACCCCUGGGCCCCAGUGGUCCUCCUGAGCGAGCCCGCCUGCGCCCAUGCCCUCGAGCCCCUGGCGUCCAGGCUGCGUGCGGCGUACCCAGAGGUGGUGGUGUCGCGGCCGGCCCUGCCCCUCCCGCCGGGGGCCGCGGCGCCCGAGGAGCUGGAGCGGCUGGGCCGCCGCUUCCCCCUUCCCUCGGGGCGGCGGCUGGAGGAGUACGGGGGCUUCUACGUGGGAGGCGGGGCGGACGGAGACGGGGGACCCGACCUGACUCGUCUGCUUCUGGGCUGGUCCCCCGACCGGCCCUUCUCCUCCUGCCACCCGAGCACGGGGCGGGCACGGGAUGAGGGCCCGCGGGCGGCCAGGGCCCGAGCCCGGCGCCGCCACCUGGUGGAGCGGGCCCGGGCCGCCCGGACGGUGGGGCUGCUGGUGGGCACGCUGGGCGUGGCCGGGCACCGCGAGGCCCUGGCCCACCUGAAGGCGCUGGCCCGGGCCGCCGGCAAACAGACCUACACCCUGGCCCUGGGCCGACCCAACCCCGCCAAGCUGGCCAACUUCCCCGAGGUGGACGUGUUCGUGCUGCUGGCGUGCCCCCUGGGUCCCCUGCGGCCCCCGCCCCCCGGGGGCUUCUACCGCCCCCUGGUCACCGCCUACGAGCUGGAGGCCGCCUGCAACCCGGCCCGGGACCUCGCCGACCCCUACCUCACACACUUCGGGGAGCUGCUGCCCGACUCCCCGUUCCACGUGCCGCCGCCGCCCGAGGACUCAGACCAGUGGGAGGUCCCGGAUGUGUCCCUCAUCACCGGGGAGCCGCGGCCCACCCCGGCCCGGGCCCCGCCGCCCCCCCCGGGCCCCGGAAGCGGCGCGGUGACCCCGAGGGCCCAACUGCCUCUGGUUGAGAGCAGCGCUGCAGCCUCGUUCCUGAGCACCCGCAGCUGGCGGGGGCUGGAGCCCCAGCUGGGCCAGACGCCCGCGACGGGGGCCGUGGCCGGCCGCCGGGGCAUCGCCGUUGCCUACGAGGACGAGGCCAACGGCUGAACACGCGGACGGGCCCCUCUAGGCGCGGAGGCCGGCGGCCCACCGGGGACCCGCGGCCAAGUGGACCCGAGGCCCGUCAUCCUCCCGGGCCCAGAGCCCCCGGCCGGCGUGCGGCUCCUCCCCUCGGAGGCAGCCCGGACGCGGACCAGGACGUGGGCAAGCGGGCCACCCCCGCCGCGUGGCGGGGAUCACAGUUGACUGCGAAGAGGAGGGACGGGGAGAGGGAGGCAUCAACCUUAAAGCGAGCCUCGUGUGCUCCGUCCAGUG